CGGAUCCGCCCCUCCCGGCCCGAAUAAAGCGCUGAUCUCAUGCCCCGCGCGGCCCCACAGCUUUGGGAUCGGCUCCGGCUUUUGGGAUCAGCUUUAGGAUCGGCCCCGGAGCUCCGGGAUCAGCCCCGCCUUUUGGGAUCGGCUUUAGGAUCCACACCUCCCCCGGUUUUAGGAUCGGCCCCAGGUCCCCGCGGCCAUGACGCCGUACCGGCAGGAGCUGGAGAAGUACCGCGACAUCGACGAGGACAAAAUCCUGCAGGAGCUGUCCCCGGAGGAGCUGGCCCAGCUGGACGCCGAGCUGGCCGAGAUGGACCCCGAGAACGUGCUGCUGCCAGCGGGGCUGCGACAGCGGGACCAGACCCAGAAGAGCCCCACGGGACCCCUGGACAGGGACGCGCUGCUGCAGCACCUGGAGAGGCAGGCGCUGGAGACCGAGGAGCGCCAGGACCUCGUGCCCUUCACCGGGGAGAAAAAAGGGAAGCCGUUUGUCCCCAAGAGCGCGGCGCCGGAGCUGCCACGGGAGGAGCAGGUGACGCUGGAGCCGGAGCUGGAGGAGGCGCUGGCCAACGCCACCGAGGCUGAGAUGUGUGACAUCGCUGCCAUCCUGGGCAUGUACACGCUGAUGAGUAACAAGCAGUACUACGAUGCCAUCUGCAGCGGGAACAUCUCCAACACCGAGGGCAUCAACAGUGUGGUGCAGCCGGACCGGUACCGGCCGGUGCCGGACGAGCCCCCGAACCCCACGGACGUGGCCGAGACGCUGCAGCGGCUGCAGGACAACGACCCCGCGCUGCAGGACGUCAACCUCAACAACAUCAAGGUGACGCCGCGCUGGCACUGUCCCCAACGCGUCCCCAAGGCACGCCAGCGGGGCGGGUCCCACCCUGGGGUGUCCCCAGAGGGGUGGCUUCUGUCCCCAGGGUGUCCCCAAGGUGACAGGUGCCACCCCAGCUACUUGGUGACUUGGUGUCCCCAACUGUCCCCAGGGCAUCCCUGUCCCCACAGCCCUUGGGGACAUCCUGAGCUCCUCGGUGUCCCCAACUGUCCCCAACUGUCCCCAGGACAUCCCUGUCCCCACGCUCGAGGCCAUCUGCGAGGCCAUCAAGACCAACACCCACGUGCGCAGCCUCAGCCUGGUGGCCACGCGCAGCAACGACCUCGUGGCCAACGCGGUGGCCGAGAUGCUGGAGCAGAACCAGAGCCUGCAGAGCCUCAACCUCGAGUCCAACUUCAUCACCAGCGCGGGGAUGCUGCGGCUGCUGGCGGCCAUCGGGCACUGCCGGACACUGCGGGAGCUGCGCGUGGACAACCAGCCCUGCAGUGCCAGCGCCUCGGGGACACGGUGGAGAUGGCCAUGGCUGCCCGUCCCUGCUGGGGGGACGUGACAGUGACGGUGACAGUGACAAUGUCCCCCGUGCAGUGCCAGCGCCUCGGGGACACGGUGGAGAUGGCCAUGGCUGCCACCCUGGAGCAGUGCCCGUCCCUGCUGCGUUUUGGUUACACCUUCACCCUGCAGGGCCCGCGGGCGCGCGCCGCCGCCGCCCUCACCCGCAACAACGAGCUCCGUCGCCAACAGAAGAAAUCCUAAAAAAAUCCCCUCGGGGUUCCCACCCCGAGCUCAGGAACCGCUGGGAAUGAACUGGGAAUAAACUGGGAAUGAACUGGAAAAAAAAAAAUGGUGGAAAAAACCCAGGGAUUUGGGGUUUUGGGGGUGGCCGUGACCCCAAACGUGUCCCCCCCACUCUGGAUCUGUGGGGUCACCCUGGGCUCCCGUGGGAAAUCCCAAAUCCCCCGAAUUUGGGGUUCCUGAGGGGUUUCUAGAAAGAUCCUAAAAAAUUUAGGGGGGAAAAUUGAAAAAAAUCCCACUGGGAAUGGGGAAAAAGAGGGGGACAAGGACCCCCCCCUCAAAUCCCUUCCUUGGGAUACCUCUCCAAAAAAAAAAACAAACCAAAAAAAACCCAAAAAAAUCCCAAGAAAACCCCCCAAGAAAUCAAAAAGAA
Molecule: messenger RNA, 2000 nt
Organism: Cinclus cinclus
Lineage: Eukaryota; Metazoa; Chordata; Aves; Passeriformes; Cinclidae
Gene: TMOD4
Product: tropomodulin 4
Exons: 9
Coding region: 197-1588 (463 amino acids)
Biological process (GO): muscle contraction; pointed-end actin filament capping; myofibril assembly
Cellular component (GO): striated muscle thin filament; myofibril
Molecular function (GO): tropomyosin binding
Source: RefSeq, a predicted model, not a curated record